Zalophus californianus (California sea lion) is the source of this 2321-nucleotide messenger RNA. It is a transcript of the gene KLKB1, whose product is annotated as kallikrein B1. Gene Ontology annotation, molecular function: protein binding; serine-type endopeptidase activity. Lineage: Eukaryota; Metazoa; Chordata; Mammalia; Carnivora; Otariidae. The coding region runs from base 114 to 2024 and encodes 636 amino acids. The transcript is spliced from 15 exons. Gene Ontology annotation, biological process: proteolysis. Gene Ontology annotation, cellular component: extracellular region. The record is from RefSeq and is a predicted model, not a curated record.
GCCAAGCAAAUACUGCGUGCAAUGCCCCGUUAGGAGAGCCGGAGGACCAUCCAUUUUUAAGUGGCGAGAGACACCCUCACCUCCAGAGCCAGAGAAGCAAUUGGGCUCUCAGGAUGAUUUCAUUCAGGCAAGCAGCUUAUCUCACUUGCUUCUUUGCUACAGUUUCCUGUGAAUGCCUGACUCAAUUGUAUAAAAAUACCUUCUUCAGAGGUGGGGACCUAACUGCCAAGUACACCCCGGAUGCCCAACACUGUCAGAUGAUGUGCACGUUCCAUCCUAGGUGUUUGCUCUUCAGUUUUCUUCCUGAAAGUUCCACUAAUGACAUAGGCAAAAGAUUUGGUUGCUUCUUGAAAGACAGUGCUACAGGAAUCCUGCCAAGAGUGUCACGGACAAAUGCAAUUUCCGGACAUUCCUUAAAGCAAUGUGGUCAUCAAAUAAGUGCUUGCCACCGAGACAUUCAUAAAGGAAUUGAUAUGAGAGGAGUCAAUUUUAACGUCUCUAAGGUAAAAAGUGUUGAAGAAUGCCAAAAAAUGUGCACCAACAGCAUUCACUGCCAAUUUUUCACGUAUGCCACUGAAAGAUUUUACAAUGCAGAGUACCAAAACACCUGUCUUUUAAAGAACGGUCCAGGAGGAACGCCCAUCAGUAUAAAGGUGCUGACUAAUGUGGUGUCUGGAUUCUCACUGAAGUCCUGUGCACUCUCAGAAAUUUUCCCAGGUUGCCGCAUGGACAUUUUCCAGCACCUCACAUUUUCAGAUGUGGACAUCGCCAGAGCUGUCACCCCAGAUGCUUUUGUAUGUCAAACCAUUUGCACCUACCAUCCCAGCUGCCUCUUCUUUACGUUCUACACAAAGGCGUGGCAUCUAGAACCACAAAGAAAUGUUUGCUUUCUUAAGACUUCCAAAAGCAGGACACCAAGUUCCCCUACUCCUCAGGAAAACGCCAUAUCUGGAUAUAGCCUUUUAACCUGCAAAACCUUACCUGAGCCUUGUCAUUCCAAAAUUUACUCAGGAGUUGAUUUUGAAGGGGAAGAACUGAAUGUGACCUUUGUUGAAGGAGUGAGUGUUUGCCAAGAGACUUGUACAAAGAUGAUUCGCUGUCAGUUUUUUACUUAUUCUUUAUGCCCAGAAGACUGUAGAGAAGAGAAGUGCAAGUGUUCCUUACGAUUAUCUUUGGACGGUUCCCCAACUAGGAUCACGUAUGGGACACGAGCAAGCUCUGGUUAUUCUUUGAGGUUGUGUAGAAGUGGGGAUGGUUCUGUCUGCACAACAAAAACAAACACACGCGUUGUUGGAGGAACCAACUCUUCUUGGGGAGAGUGGCCCUGGCAAGUCAGCCUGCAAGUGAAGCUGAGAGCUCAGAGCCACCUGUGUGGAGGGUCAAUCAUUGGACACCAGUGGGUCCUAACUGCCGCCCAUUGCUUUGAUGGGCUUCCCUUGUCAAAUGUUUGGCGCAUUUAUAGUGGCAUUUUAAAUCUGUCAGAGAUAACAAAAGAAACACCUUUCUCACAAAUAAAAGAGCUUAUUAUUCACCAAAAUUACAAAAUCUCAGAUGGCCAUGGUCAUGAUAUUGCCUUAAUAAAACUUGAGACUCCUUUGAAUUAUACGGAAUUCCAAAAACCAAUAUGCCUACCUUCCAAAGCCGAUACAAAUACAAUUUAUACUAAUUGUUGGGUAACUGGAUGGGGCUUCACAAAAGAAAAAGGGGAAAUCCAAAAUACCCUGCAAAAGGCAAAUAUUCCUUUGGUACCAAGUGAAGAAUGCCAGAAAAAAUAUAGAGAUUAUGAAGUAACGAAACAGAUGAUCUGUGCUGGCUAUAAAGAAGGAGGGAAAGAUGCCUGUAAGGGGGAUUCAGGCGGUCCCUUAGUUUGUAAACACAAUGGAAUCUGGCAUUUGGUGGGUAUCACCAGUUGGGGUGAAGGCUGUGCCCGCAGAGAACAUCCAGGUGUCUACACCAAAGUUGCUGAGUAUGUGGACUGGAUUUUAGAGAAAACACAGCCCGGUGAUGGGCAUACUGGUCUUUGAUGAAGACACUGGCAUGAAGAAGCUUUAUAGAGGUGGGAAAGAGCCCAGUUUGUAACGUAAGUUUUACAGCUUGGGUCCAAGUCAAAUAGUGAGCCUUGGGGUUCUCGUCUGCAAACGUGUGGAGAGUGGUAUCUACUUCAUGUCCUUGUCAUAAGGGCAAAAGGAGACAAUGCACACAAAAGCUGCUGAGGAGAAUGUCAUGCAGAGGUGGGCUUUCAGCAUUCAGUAACAAUCCUAAUAAUGGGAGAUAAAAAAUGAACAUUUCCGUGAUUAUUUGUUGUGAAAUAAAAUGGCAAA